Molecule: messenger RNA, 1486 nt
Organism: Drosophila suzukii
Lineage: Eukaryota; Metazoa; Arthropoda; Insecta; Diptera; Drosophilidae
Product: periplakin
Source: RefSeq, a predicted model, not a curated record
UGUCAUUUAGUUCGGUUCCCAAACUAAGUAAUGGACUCAACUGAAUAAAUACCCAUGUGAAAUUCGGUCUCUAAAUUGUUCUUCCGUUCUCCCUUUUUUUUCUUUGUGCAUUUCAAUUGAAGUCGUGACGACUUCAGUCAGCAAUGGCACACACCAUCAGAUUGGAUUGGAUAAGGAGGAUUCUGAGCUCAACCGGUUCCGGACAAUGCCGCCUAAUGCAUGAUGUGGGAAGGCCGCGUAUCUGCAACCAGGGACCCUUGAGACGUUUGAUGCGUCUGAUCAGAAACAACUCGGGCACGGCCUCAGGGGGUAAUGAACCUCGCAAAAUGGGAAGAAAGCCCCAGAACCCGGGGGAACCACACUCGAGUACCGAACGAACAUCACCUUUCAGGGUCAACACAUCCCCAAAUGCUAAUAUGGUAAGUAUGCACCCUUUGGUCAAAGGUCAGGACAAGAAGCGCCUGCCCUUCGAGAAGUCGGCCACCAUGAGGACCCACAAUGCGCAGAGGAGGGGGGAGCAGCUGGCAAGGACCCUGCGAUCGCAUGAUCCCAGCGAUAGACCCAGGUCGAGCUCCACCAUUCCGCUCAAGAUCCUCGAGAUGGUGCAAAGGGAGCGCAGGCUGACGGGUCAUCCGCCCAGGGAUCGCAGAAUCUCGGCGCAGAUGGAUUCCAUGAGGAGCCGGAAUAUGGAGAGGAUGGUGCGUGAAUCGCAGGCCAGGCUCUUGAAAGGCCGGGUCAAGGAGCUCUUUGAGAGGCAGGAAGAAAAGAAGGUGGAGAGGAAGAAGUUGGACGUUGAUUCCUUUGUCCCCGAACCGAAGAUCACCAAAGAGAAUCGGAGCAAGCUGGAGGUGAGGGAAGUGGUGGAUUUGCUGAAAAGGGCCAUUUCCCUGGCGCUCUUCAAUCACAAGAGGCGCGUCGAGGUUAUGGACUUGAAGGUCUCCAGGAUGCAGACCAAGCUGGAGUGGAACGCCAGCUCCAUGGAGACCCUGGCCAAGAAUAUGGAUCGCUCCCUGCAGACCACCCAUGCCUACCACAUGCGAGUUCGCUGUGCCAUGGUCCUGAGCCCCAGGAAAUCACAGGAAACCGAAUCCACAAAGGCAAACUGCCACGAAAUGGCCACCAAUCUCAUCAAGGAGGAGCAGAGACGUCUGGACAAAUUGAGGGCGGAGAAGGUUCCGUUAAAGUUGCCGCAGGAUGACCUAAAACUGGAGAAUAUCACUAAGAAGUUUACUUACCCAGUGACCGCGGACAAAACAACGAACUUGGAUAUUAACUCGUUAAAUAAUUUUCCAAUAGACUUCGUCGAAAAUCCAGAUGUCUUCUCCCACCUAUCCAAACCGCUGACAAAAAAAUAAUAGUGGAAUAAAUCCAAUAAAGCAACUUCGGAACUGUUGCCACACUGAAUUCGAAUUUUAGGAAAUGAUAACUCUACAAAAAUUUUCGAUAUUGGACUUUUUAUGGCUUAAUCACAUUUUAUAAUUAUUUU